Messenger RNA from Macrosteles quadrilineatus (aster leafhopper), 690 nucleotides. Its product is annotated as coiled-coil domain-containing protein 86. Gene Ontology annotation, cellular component: nucleolus. The coding region runs from base 207 to 686 and encodes 159 amino acids. Lineage: Eukaryota; Metazoa; Arthropoda; Insecta; Hemiptera; Cicadellidae. The transcript has 3 exons. The record is from RefSeq and is a predicted model, not a curated record.
UUCUUCUUCCUAAUCCUAAGAAAGCUAAAAGGCUUAACCUGUAAGCAACCUUAAUGCUAUAAUAAGUAGUAUGUAUUUAGCAUUUCCAAUUAGGACCAUAAGUUGUCAUUCUUUAUUCUAUUGAUAACAGUUUUUUAUAUUAGUCUGUAAAGGAUUUUAAUUACUUAUACAAAUAUUUGUUUUGUGAGACAGGAGCGUAGGUCAUAAUGGUUACUGUCAGUGACAACCAACCUAUUAUUUCGUUUGAAAGUUUAAUCCCUGAUUCUCUCAAGAACAAGCCUGUCGUGGAUAAAAAUACAGAAACUGACAGUGAAAGUGACAGUGGAGUCAGAAACGAUACUCCUAGAGGAAAAUGUAAAUCAGGGAAGUUCUGGAAAACUAAAAAAACCAGAGCUAAAACAAUGAUCAAAACAAAAGGGCUUCAACUAUCCUAUGACAAAAGGAAGAAAAUGCAAGAGGAAAUCAAGUUGGCCAAACAACUCACCCGAAAUGCUUUAGAUGAACGAAAGAAACAAAAAGAAGAGCUUAGAGAGAGACGUAAAACAAAUAUAAAAAGAAGGCAAGAAAAUGAAAGGAAAGCGGAGAUAGUGCAAGUGGUUAAAAAUCCAUCAAAGAUCAAGAAGAAACAUCUGAGAAUGAUUGAAAAGAGAGAUACAUUACCUUUUCAAAAUAAAAAAGUGGAUUGAUUCA